AUGAGUGCUGACGAGGAGAAAUCCGCCGAUUUCUACGUGCGAUACUACGUUGGACAUAAGGGAAAGUUCGGUCACGAGUUCCUUGAGUUCGAAUUCCGCCCAAAUGGUGCUCUUCGCUACGCGAAUAACUCGAACUACAAAAACGAUACAAUGAUCCGCAAGGAGGCUACCGUCUCAGAGUCUGUGCUCAAUGAGUUGAAGCGUAUCAUCGAAGACUCGGAGAUCAUGCAGGAAGACGACGAAAACUGGCCUGAGCCUGACAAGAUUGGACGGCAAGAGCUCGAAAUUCUCUACAAAAAUGAGCACAUUUCGUUCACAACUGGAAAAAUCGGCGCGUUGGCCGAUGUCAACAACUCAAAGGACCCAGACGGUCUCCGCUCAUUCUACUAUCUGGUUCAGGAUCUCAAGUGCCUCGUCUUCUCUCUUAUCGGACUUCACUUCAAGAUUAAGCCAAUCUAA
Messenger RNA from Caenorhabditis remanei, 459 nucleotides. RefSeq lists its product as uncharacterized. The record is from RefSeq and is a predicted model, not a curated record. Lineage: Eukaryota; Metazoa; Nematoda; Chromadorea; Rhabditida; Rhabditidae. Gene Ontology annotation, biological process: RNA splicing. Gene Ontology annotation, cellular component: exon-exon junction complex; nucleus; catalytic step 2 spliceosome. The transcript has 2 exons. The coding region runs from base 1 to 459 and encodes 152 amino acids.